This is a messenger RNA of Mercurialis annua (annual mercury), 2472 nucleotides long. RefSeq names its product DEAD-box ATP-dependent RNA helicase 37-like. Bases 498 to 2315 code for a protein of 605 amino acids. Lineage: Eukaryota; Viridiplantae; Streptophyta; Magnoliopsida; Malpighiales; Euphorbiaceae. Gene Ontology annotation, cellular component: nucleus. The record is from RefSeq and is a predicted model, not a curated record. Gene Ontology annotation, molecular function: RNA helicase activity; RNA binding; ATP binding. The transcript is spliced from 7 exons.
UAAUUUAAAUUUAGUAGGAGUAGCUAACGUUCCCAAACACUCAUACAACCACUGUAUUUUCCGUAAACUUCAACACAAUCUCGAAUGCGAAAAAUAGCAUUCUUUUUCUUACAAUUUUCAAUGCCACAAUUUUCGGCACCCGAAAGCCUCGGAAAGUAUAAAGCUUUUUUUAUGGAUAUUUUUUCGAAAUUUAGCAAAACCGAUAUUUCAGGUUGGUGUCUGAUCCCAUACUAAACAAAAAUAUCUACUAGAAGAGCAACUAGGGUUUCGCAUUAUCAGAUCUUUACGCCAAACAAUUCAACAGGUUUUAUUUUGUCAGAAAUUUAAACAAAUUUAAGUAAUAGGAGGUGAUUUUGGCUUUGAUAAGCGGGGACUUUGACUUAGAAUAGUUCCGAGAUUUUUUAUUUUUAAAAUUUGUAUUGCAACUCCUGGUGGAUUGGAAUAUAUAACAAGCUUUUGUAAUUGUGGAAAACAAUAAAUUGGGAUUUCGCAAAAUUAUGAGAUCUUCAUGGGCAGAUUCUGUGGCUGAGAGUUCAGCCCCUGCUUCCGCUGGUAACGGUCGUCCUUCUCGUGCUGCAUAUGUUCCACCACACCUUCGUAAUCAAGCACCUUCAUCUGAUGUACCUCCUGCUGCUCUACCUGCUUCUGCAUCAACUGCUAAUGAUCGCGUAGGGUAUGGUGCUCCUGCAGGUGGUUCCCGCUGGAGUGGUGGUCCUAGACAAGAUUUUGGGCGUCCUGGUUACGGUUCUGGUGGUAGAACUAGUGGCGGCGGUGGUGGUUGGAAUAAUAGAAGUGGGGGGUGGGACCGCGGAAGAGAGCAUGAGGUGAAUCCUUUUGGUGAUGAUGAUGGUGAUGUAGAGAGCACAUUUGCUGAGCAAGAAAAUUCUGGCAUCAAUUUUGAUGCUUAUGAGGAUAUCCCGGUGGAGACUAGUGGUGAAAAUGUGCCGUCGCCUGUGAAUACCUUCGCCGAGGUAGACUUAGGUGAGGCAUUGAUGCAUAAUAUUCGGAGGUGCAAAUAUUUGAAGCCAACUCCAAUUCAGCGCAAUGCAAUCCCGAUUAUACUUGGAGGGCGGGACUUGAUGGCAUGUGCUCAGACAGGGUCGGGAAAGACAGCUGCUUUCUGCUUUCCAAUUAUUAGCGGUAUUAUGAAGGAGCAGUAUGUGCAGAGACCACGUGGAACAAGGACUGUGUAUCCGCUUGCUCUUAUUCUCUCUCCUACAAGGGAGCUCUCAUGUCAGAUUCAUGAUGAAGCUAAAAAAUUUGCUUAUCAAACUGGUGUUAAAGUGGUAGUUGUGUAUGGUGGAGCACCGAUUCAUCAUCAGUUGCGAGAACUUGAACGAGGGGUUGAUAUUCUUGUAGCAACUCCUGGGCGACUGGUUGAUUUGCUUGAGAGGGCCAAAGUGUCAUUGCAAAUGAUCAGAUAUUUGGCACUUGAUGAGGCAGAUAGGAUGCUUGAUAUGGGGUUUGAGCCCCAGAUCAGAAAGAUAGUGGAACAAAUGGACAUGCCUCCACCUGGCAGGAGACAAACGAUGCUGUUUAGUGCCACUUUUCCAAAAGAAAUACAGAGACUCGCAGCUGAUUUUCUUGCAAGUUAUAUAUUUUUGGCUGUUGGUAGGGUUGGUUCUAGUACAGAUUUGAUUGUUCAAAGAGUUGAAUUUGUUCAUGAGACUGACAAGAGAAGCCAUCUUAUGGACCUUCUUCAUGCCCAAAGAGAGACUGAAAAUAAUGGGAAGCCAUCUUUGACAUUAGUAUUUGUGGAAACAAAGAAGGGAGCUGAUGCCCUGGAACAUUGGUUAUGUAUUAACGGGUUUCCUGCGACAACAAUUCAUGGUGACAGAACUCAGCAGGAAAGGGAAACAGCUUUAAAAUCAUUCAAAAGUGGGAGGACACCUAUUUUAGUAGCAACAGACGUGGCAGCACGCGGUCUUGACAUACCUCACGUGGCACAUGUUGUCAAUUUUGAUCUUCCAAAUGACAUUGAUGAUUACGUCCACAGGAUAGGAAGGACAGGACGAGCUGGAAAAUCUGGUUUAGCCACAGCUUUCUUUAACGAGAACAAUUUGUCAAUGGCACGACCUAUGUCAGAUUUAAUGCAGGAAGCCAAUCAGGAAGUACCUGCUUGGCUCACUCGGUAUGCUUCUCGAGUUUCCUUUGGUGGCGGUAAGAAUCGGAGGACAGGUGGUGGCCGUUUUGGCGGUCGUGACUUCAGAAAGGAUUAUGGAGGGAACAGUGGUGGUGGUGGUGGUGGAUAUGGUAGUGCUGGAUAUAAUGGCGGAGGAUACGGUGGUGGAAAUGUGGCCAGUGCAUGGGAUUAGUGUCGCACUUCAAUACUGCAGUGAAAAUUCAAUUGUUCUCAUGAGUAUAUAAAUAUAUUUUUGGCCUUUAGUUUCGAAGAUCAUUUUUUUUUGAAACACAGGUUCUUUGUUUUGUUUUUAAUUUGGUUCCUAGCUAUCAAAAGUUUUAAAAUUUUAA